UCCAGCCUCUCUUGCGUGCCUCGUUACGCCGUUUUGUUUGUGUUCCUCCCUCCUGCCUUCUACUGUCAAAAUGGAGCUCGGUGGAAAUUAGCAGGUGUGUACCUCUUCGAGUUCUCAUCCUUACCUUUGGAGCAUGAUCCACCGGCGGGUUAUUUUAUCCCAGGUUUUGAUCUGCUUUGGGUUGACUGGUCAUAAUGCUGAUGCAGCUCUGUAGUAUCAAGAACUUGUACCAGAACCGGUUUCUGGGCCUGGCUGCGAUGGCUUCCCCGACCUGCAGCACCCAGACCCGCCAGCGCUGCAAGAAUGCGGUUCGUCAAAGCUGUGGCCCAGAGACCUUUGCCGUCAAUGGUCUGGACCAGGAGGACUUCAUGCUGGGGCUGUCGCGUUCCACCAGUGACACUGACCUGGUCUCCCCAGACGCACGCUCCACUCUGACCAUCAGCUCCUCCUACUACACCAUAGGCGAGUCUGACAACCUGGUGAUCACGUGGGACAUCAAGGAGGAAGUGGAUGCUAGGGACUGGAUAGGCAUGUAUCUUGUUGAUGAGGCUUUGUCUGAGAACUUUCUGGACUACAAGAACCGAGGAAUCAACGGGUCUCACAAGGGACAGAUUGUUUGGAAAAUUGACUCUAGCUCCAACUUCAGUGACACUGAGACCAAAGUCUGCUUCAGGUACUACCACGGUGUCACCGGAGCACUGAGGGCAACGACAGCCAGCAUAACCAUAAAGAAAAGUUCUGCAACUGUAUUAAAGCCAGUGGUUAGUCCUGAAGCCAACCAUGGACUGGGCAACAGGAGGCUCAUUAACUUUUCCUUGUCGGACCUCCAGGCAGUUGGUUUGAAGAAGGGGAUGUUCUUCAAUCCUGACCCCUACCUGAAGCUUUCCAUCCAACCUGGAAAGCACAGCAUCUUCCCCUCGCUACCACACCACGGCCAAGAGAAACGCUCCGGAGUGGUCUGCAACACUGUCAACCCACAAUGGAGCACGGAGAGGUUUAACUUUGUAUCUCUGCCCACUGACGCCCUGGAGAUCGAGGUUAAGGAUAAGUUUGCCAAGAGUCGGCCAAUCAUCAAGCGUUUCCUCGGAAAGCUCUCUGUCCCUGUCCAGAGGCUAUUGGAAAAACAUGCCAUUGGGGAUCGGGUAGUGAGUUAUUCGCUGGGUCGCAGGUUGCCAACAGAUCAUGUCUGCGGCCAGUUGCAGUUCCGCUUUGAGCUGACUUCUUCCAUGCACCCAGAUGAUGAGGAGGUCUCCCUUGUCAUAGAGUCAGCCUGUGCUGAUGGGGGAAAUGCAGCAGAUGACAACUACGCUGCUCAUGCACAUGAUGAUGACACAACAAGUGUGGGACCUGACAUGCCUGACCUCCUUCUGGACACCCCUCCUGACCCUGAGACAUUGGUGCCACCAGCCUCCACAGAGGAAGCCUCCACACCCGAGAUGGUCCAUCGUUCGGAGACAGAGGAGGCUGAGGUGACAACAGAGGAGCAAGAAACUGUGGAGGACACAGUGAGGGAGGAGCCCCCAUCUACAGAGCCACAGGGGGUGCAGGAGGAGGGGGCCUUGGCUGAACAGCAGGACGAGAACAGUGGAGAGGGGGAAGAGGAGGAAGGAAAGAAGGACAGGCAGAAUGGAGGAGAUGAGGACGACCAUAGAGCAGAGUCUGCACCACAAGUUGAGGAGGAGGUGGCUUUAGAAGAAAAUAAGGUUGGGAAGGAAACCCAGCCAGAGCCAAACUCUGACAAUCCUUUAGUACUAUCAACAGACAUCCCAUCCCAGGAGGCCUCUGUAGAACAAACUGAAAGGCCCCAACAGGAGGUGACAGAGGGAGAAGAAAAAAGCUGCGUCCCCUGCACCUGCCAGUCCUUCUUCUCGAACUACAACUCCCAUGCUCCCUCACGCCGCAGAAACCGUCCCUGCUCCCUUCCGGUGUCUGAGCUGGAAACGGUGAUUGCGUCGGCCUGCGGUGAGCCGGAGACACCCCGAUCCCACUACAUCCGGAUUCACCACCUCCUUCACAGCCUACCCUCGGCCCAGCACAGAGCCUCCAGCCAGGAGGAGGAGGAGACCGGGGAUACAAGCACUACUCAAGACACUACCUCCGACACAUCACCGACACUUAAAAACUCCAAAGAAGAGGAGGGGCAAGAGAAUGAGGAAGAGGAGGAUACAACCCAUUCUCCCUCUCAGGUCCCAGAGUGUCUAGGCCCCUGCUGCCGUCGCUCCAUACCCCGCAGCCUCUCCAUUGAACGCCUCUCUGAGCUGAACCAGCUCCUGGAAGGUGAGGGAGGAGGACAUACAGCAGACAGGAGGAUCUCCCCCUCCUGCCUGGAGGAGGGGGGAUCCAGUAACGGAGGAGGGAGAACAGUUGGUGGGAGCACCCACAGACAUCCGGGUGAAAACGAGUGUGAGUUUUGCGACACCUCCUGCUACAGCACCUCCUGCUACAGCACUUCGUGUUACAGCACGUCAUGCAACUCAGGCUACGAGGGAAGGAGCCGCUUCUGCAGCCAUACCCGCCUCUCCUCAGUUGACAGCAACAGACUCUCCUGCAGCACUGUGUUCUCCUCCCAGGAUGAAGAUGAAGAUGAGGAGAGCGCCUUUGAGUCGGUACCUGAUGGGCACAUGUCGGAUGACCAGAAGGUGGGCGGGGCAGAAGGACAGAGGAGGACGGGGAGCCUGAAGGAGGCCAGGAGAGGAGAGCAGGGGGAGCCAGCUGUGGCGGGGCCUAGUGAUAGAAACAACAUUGGCUCAGGAUUUUCCCCUCCUGUUGGCCAUCUUCCAGUCCUGCGACCCAGCCAUGACCUUAACCAUUUUCCUGCUGCCACUGACCAAGCUUUACCUCCAAACUGGGAAGCUCGUAUCGACAGCCAUGGCAGAGUUUUCUAUGUGGAUCAUGCGAACCGGACCACAACCUGGCAGAGACCAAGCCACAGCAGCAAGUGUAACCCCGGCAUCCCCCGCUCAGGAUCCACACAGCAAAUGGAACAACUUAACAGGAGGUACCAGAACAUCCAAAGGACCAUGGCCACAGAGGAGGAUGGUGGGAGUCCCAGGUUAGAGCGGAGCAGCAGUACAGAGACUGAUUCUGAUACUGCUCAGACAGGCCCCGCAUCCCCUGUCAAUCACCAGAAGAUCAGCCAUCUCCUCCAGUCACCUGCUGUAAAGUUCAUCACACACCCAGAAUUCUUCACUGUGUUGCACAGUAACUAUGCAGCCUACCGGAUGUUCACCAGCAGCAGUUGUGUGAAACACAUGAUCCUGAAGGUGCGUCGCGAUGCCAGGAACUUUGAGCGCUACCAACAUAACCGGGACCUGGUGGUUUUCCUCAACAAGUUUGCAGACACUCAGCUGGAUCUGCCAAGAGGCUGGGAGAUCAAGACUGACCCACAGGGCAAGUCUUUCUUUGUGGACCACAACAGUCGAGCCACGACCUUCAUUGACCCGCGCAUCCCUCUACAAAAUGGCCGGCUGCCGGGCCACCUCGCUCACAGGCAGCAUCUGCAGAGACUACGCAGCUAUAGCGCUGGGGAGGCCUCUGAUGUGUCCAGGAGUCGUGGGGCUUCUCUAAUGGCCAGGCCUGGAAACAGCCUGGUAGCCGCCAUACGAAGCCAGCACAACAACUCACAACAGCUGACUGCUCCGUCUUACAAUGACAAAAUAGUGGCAUUCCUUCGACAGCCAAAUAUAUUUGACAUGUUGCAGGAGCGACAGCCAAGCCUUAGCCGAAACCAUGCACUGAGGGAGAAAAUCCACUACCUUCGGACAGAAGGUACUCAAGGGGUUGAGAAGUUGUCAUGUGACGCAGACCUAGUCAUCCUGUUAAGUUUAUUCGAAGAGGAGAUCAUGUCCUACGUUCCACCUCACCCUAUCCACCCUUGCUUCAGCAUCUCUCCUCGCUGUUCCCCCGCCUCCUCGCCACAGAACUCUCCUGGCCUGCAAAGGGCCAGGGCUCCAGCUCCUUACCGCAGAGACUUUGAAGCCAAACUAAGAAACUUCUACAGGAAAUUAGAAGCCAAGGGCUACGGGCAGGGACCAGGCAAAAUCAAGUUGCUGAUCAGGAGAGAACACUUGCUGGAGGGAACCUUUAACCAGGUGAUGGCAUACUCGCGCAAAGAGCUACAGAGGAACAAACUCUACGUCACUUUCUUGGGAGAGGAGGGAUUGGACUACAGUGGUCCGUCCAGAGAGUUCUUCUUCCUCUUGUCUCAGGAGUUGUUUAAUCCAUACUACGGCCUGUUUGAAUACUCAGCUAACGAUACUUACACCGUUCAAAUCAGCCCCAUGUCAGCAUUUGUGGAGAACCAUCUGGAAUGGUUCCGUUUCAGUGGUCGUAUCCUGGGCCUGGCUCUGAUCCAUCAGUACCUGCUGGAUGCUUUCUUCACCAGACCCUUCUACAAGGCCCUGCUCAGACUGCCGACAGACCUGUCUGACCUAGAGUAUCUGGAUGAGGAGUUCCACCAGUCUCUGCAGUGGAUGAAAGACAACAACAUCACUGACAUCCUGGACCUUACCUUCACCGUCAAUGAGGAGGUCUUUGGCCAGGUGACAGAGCGGGAGCUAAAGUCGGGUGGCUCCAACCUCCAGGUUACUGAGAAGAAUAAGAAGGAUUAUAUAGAGCGAAUGGCCAAGUGGAGGGUGGAGAGAGGAGUGGUGCAGCAGACAGAGGCGCUGGUCAGAGGCUUCUACGAGGUGGUAGACUCAAGGCUGGUGUCUGUGUUUGAUGCCCGUGAGCUGGAGCUGGUUAUCGCCGGUACAGUCGAGAUCGACCUCAGUGACUGGAGGAGCAACACAGAGUACAGAGGAGGUUACCAUGAUGGUCACAUAGUGAUGCGGUGGUUCUGGGCCGCUGUGGAGCGCUUCAACAAUGAGCAACGUCUCCGCCUCCUGCAGUUUGUCACCGGUACAUCCAGCGUGCCCUACGAAGGCUUCGCCUCACUGCGAGGAUCCAAUGGCCUCCGACGAUUCUGUAUUGAGAAGUGGGGCAAAGUCACAUCGCUACCCAGGGCUCACACCUGUUUUAACCGUCUGGACCUUCCUCCGUACCCUUCAUACACCAUGCUGUAUGAGAAACUGCUGAUCGCCGUGGAGGAAACCAGCACGUUUGGCCUGGAGUGAUCCAGAAAAGACACGCAAAUCAACACCGGAUUUCUCUCUGCUUGACACGUGCCGGGCUAACUGCAAAAAAAUGCAGCUCCAGUGGGCUCGCGACGUGUCAAAGAUUACUGGAUUGUACUCAACAAUGUUCUUCGUCAUCUGAGUGGAUGUCACUGUUAUGGUACUAUGUUGUAGAGUCUCUCACUUAGCUGUGAGGAUCUUAAUAACCAGCACCUAGCGCUUAGUAGGCUACACCACAGCAGGACUACAGUUAUUUAAAUAUUCAUCAUUAAUGAUUAAUAAUCAUUAAUUAUUAAUGAUUAAUAAUAAUAACAUUAUUACAUUAUUAAUCAUUAAGACUUGAGAAUAUGUGACGCUACAACAGCGUUUUUAAGAUAUAUAUCCAAAGAAAAUGGAAUUAAAAUCAUUUAGAGUUGCAUUUGCCAAAAUGCAUCAUAUAUCCAACAGUAAAAGUACUACAAUCAAAUUAUAGCUACACUAUUGUGUAGAAUUGAAGAACUUUACAUAAAAUCUAAGACAUUACUAUGAGAGCUAUACUUGAGAACUUGUUGGUAUUAAUCUUUAUAUAUAUACAUAUAUAUCCUUACACCUGGGUUAAAAUUUUGAUUUCACAGAAAGGAUCUAAAUUAUAAAGUAUUGAUGAUAAAAGCUAUGGUAUGCUCAUAUACGGUAAAGACAAGGAGGAACAUAUACAUACAAAACAUAUAUAAAGAAAAAUAUUUUACAGAAGUGACUACUGUUUUCACUUCAUCAAAGUUAAUUGGAACAUUUGGUCACCUAAAAUCUUGUUCAGCAUCAACCAGGCUAGCUGCCCGCAUCGGCAAACUCGAGGCUCCAAAACAGCAGUCCAUAAACCAAUGGGUGACGUCACAAUGCUGCGUCCACUAUUUUUACUGUCUAUCAUAACAAAGCUUUAUUUUUCUGCAUUUAGCUGUAUUUUAUCUGGACUGUGGUGAGCCAGUAGGAACCUGCCUGAAAAUCUGAGACUGGGAUCUGGAACAUAAAGAAUUAAAGAAUAUUUAAUAUAAUAUAUAAAUAUAUUAAUGUAAUAUAGCUUUAUGCCAGAAACCUGCCAUUUCAAGGCCCUUGGGAUGAUCAGUAGACUCUUACAAUCAAAUCUAAAACUGUAACCAAUAUAAAGAUGCUUGUAUGAUAUAGAUCUUGUCUGUUUGCCCCAGUCAGAGCUGCACUUUAGCGAUCGGAGUGGAUAUUUUGACAACAAAAAAAAACAUGCAGAGCUGCAGAAGUAGGAUAUGGGCAUGGAUAUGGACGAAUGGAUUACUUUUACUAGACCGUUUAGCAUUUGGGUUUAAGUUAUACAAAAAAAAUAGGUAUUUGCUUAGAAAUAGGAGUGGUCUGGCACAACGAAAUUACAGAAACAGUAAUAUAGGGAUAUUUCAUAAACAGUUGGCCUUUGGUCUAAUUUAGAUACAGUACACCAACAGCAUAAAAGGUAAAAUGUGUGGUAUAUCCCCUUAAAGGUCUAAUAGGUAGUUACAGACUCAACAACCACUACAAUACUUUAUCCAGUUGGAUCUCAAGAAGUAUUGGUAUCGUCCAGAAGGGCCUAGAUCUGGAACUGUCUCCCUCUGGUUUAGUCCAAGGUGUGGACAGGGGCUGGGUGCUGAUUAUCUCUGAAUGGACAGCGAUGUUACUGACGAAGAACUUUGACGGUCUCUCCAAGCUUUUUUUGCUCUGCUAUGAUUUCAAAAGUAGAGACAGUGGUGUCACAUCUCUCUCAAAGUAGCCAUCACUUCCAACACAAGGGCUUAUGGGAUUCCUUCUGUAACGACGGAAGGUGAUCGUGUCAACCAAGCAAUCAGGUAGCUUAGGAUUCCUUGACGACAAAGAAUGAACACCGUCUCCAGCUGUCAAAGGGGACUUUCUGUGAAUCCUUUUGGCCAGAAUGGUGCUUCAACUUUCAGCAUCCCUGGUCCUGCUGUUUGAAUGGAAAAUGCUUUUACUCUUCAAGUCCUCCACUGAUAAACUUGCUCUCUCUUGACUGCGUACCUUCACAAUGGUGUUGCUAUUCGCACGGAGCAGGUACUCCAAUAUCCCAAACCUUUGCUGUCUCAAACAAUGUGAGUGGUGCAAAGCAACGUGUAGGUCUCCAAGGGCCUAGGAUGAUUUCAUUGGCUCCCUGGUAUAUACUUGUUAUGUGUACAGGGGCCUUUAAACAAACCAGUGUAAUAUAUGCAAUAGUUAAGACCUUUACUCCAACGUGUUCCACAGUCUACCCUGUUGUUUAAGACAAUGACCGACUGCAGUGUACCCUCAGCAUUCCCCAGCCUCUAGUCCAGUAAUGGAACUGUGCCUCAGUUACUUACUGCCUCAUAUGUGGCCUGUGGGGUUGUGGCAAGUACUGAUUAGUAUUUGCCUUGGUUCUUUUUGAAAACAAUUUGCAUGUUCUCCUAGUGUCCUUGUGGGUUUCCUCUCAUACUUUAAACACAAGGAAGGUUUAUUGGAGACUGUGACAGCCCAUUUACAGUUAACCACCUCAUGUGUCUUGGGCAGAUAGCUAUCUGAUAUGAAACGAAUGAAUGCAACCAAAAAGCAUUAAUCCGGCACAUUGUUAAAAAGGUAUAAAAAAUGUCAUCUCUCAUUAUCCCUUCUCCUGCCAGGUGUAACUACGCGGUUUGUGAUUGCAACCAUUGGUUGGUCUUUAUGAUUAAAGGGAAACUCAUCAAAGUGUGUUUCCAGGUUUUGGGACAUUUUAGUGCAUAUGUGAAAAAGAAAUGUGUAUAAAGCCUCUAGGGAUGUCACAUCAGCGACUUUUAUGAAGUUUGAAAAAUGUGUUAACUGGCGGUGAAUAUAAGAAGUGAACUUACCAGACCUCUGUAGCCCGCUCCUCACGCAAAGGCUCAAGGCUAGAGGCUCCAGGCCACACUAGCCAAGUGGCUACAUUCCCAACUGAACGGAGUCCAAAUUAACUUUUGGCCAAGUGCUUUUGUUGCCUAAACCUAACUACAUGUUAACCAUAGUUUAUUUGCUAUGAUGACAAUCUUUCCCUAAUCUAACCACAUCACAGUUGCCAGAUAUUGUACGAAAUGACAAAUUGUUUAAGUUGUUGCCAUUGGAUGUAAAAAAGAAAAAAAUUAACAUUGUUUUCUGCCAGUGGGUGAUACUGACAUUUUCAGUGUAAAUGGGGCCUAAAUUACACACAGUUAAAGACAUUUGUAUGUUAGCCUUGAAAGAGAGUGGCAACCUAUACAGCAUCCUUCCCUGUUAUUCACCCAAAGCAUGAUGGGAUACGUUCCAGCCCCUGACCCUGAAUAGGACUAAGUGGCACGAGCAAGAUAGGACAAAGCUGUGAUUAUGUUGCAUCUUUUUUCUGUGUUUUUUUCUACAAUCUUUUGUACUGUAUCGGAUCUAUAAGUAAAGGGAAGUCCAGAAGCUUUCCUUGAAUGUUUUUUUUUUGUCGUUUUUUGAUGAUAUGAAAAGAAGCAUCAGUUCAAGAGUUUGCCUUCACUUUUAAAGCUUUGAGUUUUGAUAUGUGUCUUUUCUAUUAUCCAUUAGGCUAUCUGGUUAUGUGUGGCUUAGUGCAGGAAAUGUGCUACUGUCACAUCCUCUGUUUCAUUAUUUUUCUUCCAUGUUACAGACGUCUCACAGUGUCAUACAAUUCAGAGCUGCUAUCCAGAAAAUACUAUGUACUUCAGACAGUUUUGACAACAAAUAACAUGCAUAAAAUUAAAAGAUUUUGUAUGUAAUUUGUUAAAAAUGUAAAGACGAAACGCAGCAUAUACAAAACGAAAAAGUAAAGUAUACAGAAAUCUUGUUUUUAUUGGGCUGAUAUGUUUAUUACAUACAAUGCCGAUCUUAAACACAUUACUUUGGAGGAUACAUUGUUAACAUUCAUUCCAUAGCACUGAGUGCAUUGUUAGCAGCUAUUAUAUGAAUAUUUAAAUACGUUUUUGGAAAAGUCAAGAACUGGGAGGGGUCUACAGAAAGGUAAGGUGUAGCAGAUGUUUGGUAUUUGUGUUUUUUCAAGCUAUUUAUUUGUAUUUAAACAGAUAAUUUAAGGGAAUUUGACAAAGGGAAUAUGUGAAUGACUAGACGUGUGGUGGCAACUUUGCUGGGAGGUGACACUGAAGCAUGCAAAUUUAUUGUUUUGUUUCUUGUUUAGUGUGCGUGGAUUAUACACAUAUGUACAUAAUGAAGAAAGGUACAGUUCUGAUUUGUCUGAGAAUGGGUUGCUAAAAACUCAGGCUGUGCUUUCACUCCACUACACCAUACAACUGAAUCUCAAUAAAAUGGUCACUUUGUUA
Molecule: messenger RNA, 9379 nt
Organism: Perca flavescens (yellow perch)
Lineage: Eukaryota; Metazoa; Chordata; Actinopteri; Perciformes; Percidae
Gene: hecw1a
Product: HECT, C2 and WW domain containing E3 ubiquitin protein ligase 1a
Exons: 30
Coding region: 195-5114 (1639 amino acids)
Biological process (GO): regulation of dendrite morphogenesis; ubiquitin-dependent protein catabolic process; protein ubiquitination
Cellular component (GO): cytoplasm
Molecular function (GO): ubiquitin protein ligase activity; protein binding
Source: RefSeq, a predicted model, not a curated record